Messenger RNA from Antechinus flavipes (yellow-footed antechinus), 913 nucleotides. It is a transcript of the gene LXN, whose product is annotated as latexin. The transcript has 6 exons. Bases 102 to 767 code for a protein of 221 amino acids. The record is from RefSeq and is a predicted model, not a curated record. Lineage: Eukaryota; Metazoa; Chordata; Mammalia; Dasyuromorphia; Dasyuridae. Gene Ontology annotation, molecular function: metalloendopeptidase inhibitor activity.
CCCCGCCGCCCGGCAGCCAAAGGCUCGGCGCUUCUCCGAGUCUCCACAUCGUCUCUCCUCCGUCCCUCAGUCACCCUCCGGAGUCGCUGCCCCCGCCAGCGAUGGAAAUCGACCCGGCGCAUUACCCCGCAAGGCGGGCGGGCAAUGUGAUCGCGAGCUACAUCAACUACCAUCAGGGGACCCCGCACAAGGUGUACCUGGGUGGGGAGGUCUUACAGGCCAGCCUGGAGGACAUCCCGGGAAGUGGCCAUAAGUACCGCCUGAAACUUUUUUUGCACGAAAUCGUCAAGAAUGAAACAGUGUGCUGCCAAGCACAAAUAUUUUACCCCACAGCUGGACAGAGCACUGUACCCGAAGUGGAAUUCACGAUUGAAGGGGACGCUGGUAAAAAUACAGAUGAGGAAGACAAUAAAUUUUAUGAGAGGCUCAAAUCCAUGAAGAAACCAUUGGAAGCAAAGAACAUUCCAGACAAUAAGGGGUACAUCGCUCCGGAAAUGAAGCCAGUUCGACACCUAGCCUUGGUGGCCUGUGGUUACAUAAUAUGGCAGGAGUCCACUGAAAAAACAAACUAUAACUUGGCAUUUUUACAAAAUGUCAAGCAAGUGAUAAGACAGGAUGAUUUUAUCGAAUUUGACUAUACCUUCCUACUUCAUAACUUUGUAUCAUCACAGGAAAUGGAUCCCUGCCAAAUGCAAGUCCUCUGGCAUCCCCAAUAUGGAGUUAAAGUAAAAAACUAUACGCACCAAACCAAGGUGUGCCGUCACUGAAAUGAGCAGGAACACGCAGUCACCUGUCCUGCUUGUGUCCUUCAUCCUUCUACAGAGCUUGGGAACCAAAUUCUGCCCAAGAUGUAUCAGUGUCCAGACUGCUGUGUACUAUUUGUAUAGAUUCCAUAAUAAACCACUCCAACCCA